CCAUUCUCAUCCCAGGCUGUGUGCAGGGCAACAGGAUGCUUUCCCAUGACUUGCUAAUCUGUCUUGGAUGCCAAGCAAGAAGCUGGAUCCCAACAGAGCUCUUGGAUCCUGAAUAGCCUGAUGGGAGAUGUCAUUCCAGACCCACUGACAGAAGAGGAAGAAGAGUGAUAGUCCUCACAUGUAAAUGAAGUGAGACAAGGCCUGAAAAAUGCUUCACAACUAGAGCAAAAUAGAGACCAGGAACUAGGAGUGCUCAAAAUAGCACUUAGGAGAGCAAGCAUCUGUGGGAUGGUCUUCUAUAGCUUGACCUGAAAUUUUCCCAGUGAAAUGAGAGGACUUCUUCCCUCAUCCUCCUGUGAAGCAAAAUAGAUCUCCUUUUCUGCAGAGACACAGAGAAAAACCCUGCUUUCCUGCAGUAGUUCUGAGACCAAAGUCAGCUGAUGCUUCCAUACCAGCUCUGUGCUCGUCUCAAUACUAGGAGUGAGCUGGGCUUACAUGAGCAUGGUCUGGAGCAGACACAGGGACUGGUGCACAGCAAAGCCAUUGGGCAAAAAUACCCUCUGUAAGAAACACUGGAGUGUAAUGUCACCGUGGAGUAAAAUCCCUCUGUGGACCUUGAAACUAAUGUAUGCAGUUGUUAAAAACAGUGUGUCUUCUCAGAAAAAUAGGCGCUGCCGUUCCAGGAGGGAACUUCGCCGCUUACCGGCGGUUAUCUCCGGGAAGGAGGGAGCGGGGCCGCUGCUGCCACUGUGCGGGGCGUCCGUGCAGCGGUGCUCGCGGCGGUGGGAGGAGCGCGGCGAGCGGCUGUGGGCCAGCAAGCGGCAGGCCGCGCUGGAGCGGGAGCGGCGGCUGGAGGAGGCGAUCCUGCAGGCAGAAGAAGCCAGGAAACAGAGAGAGCAGCAGCAGGAGCAAGAGGAAAGGCUGGCGGCCGAGCUGGCCAGGCUGAACCGCGAGAAACUCAAAGAUGAAAAGAUGAGGCAACAAGUAAGAGAGAACAGUCUUGAACUUCGAGACUUGGAAAAAAAACUCAAGUCUGCAUACGUGAACAAGGAGAGAGCUGCACAGGUGGCUGAAAAAGAAGCUGUGCAGUAUGAGAAAAUGAAACGUGAGGCUGAAAUAGCCCAAAAGAUGAAGGAAGAGUAUGAAAGGGUAAUAGAAGAAGAAAGUUCUGCAGAGCUGAAGCGAAACCAGGAGAAGAUAAUAUAUCAGCAGGAGCUGGAGAAACAGCUUGAGGAGCAAGAGAGGAAGAAGCAGGAGGCUUAUGAAGAGUUCCUGAGAGAGAAGCUCUUGAUUGACGAAAUUAUAAGGAAGAUCUUUGAGGAAGACCAAAUGGAAAAACAAAUUAAGUUAGAGAAAAAGAGAGCAGCUCAUAAUUGUAAUGAAGAAUUCAAAAAAGAACAAGCUCUCUGGAGGAGAAGGAAAGAGGAAGAGAUAGAAGAAGAAAAUAGGAAAAUCAUGGAGUUUGCCAACUUCCAGCAACAAAGAGAAAAAGAUCGGGUGGCUAAAGUUCGAGACACGGAGGAGAAAAAACAAAAGCUUCAAAACAUGCUUGCCCAAAAUCUGGAAAGAGAACAACAGAAGCGUGAAGAACUGGAACAAAUACGACAAGAGCUGUAUCUGGAAGAACAAGCGGAGAACGAAAGGAAGAAGGAGAUGGCAGAAAUUGAAAAGAGAAUUAGGCAACGUCUGGACUUAAGGCAAACAUAUGAAGAGCAACUUGCUUUAAAGAUGUCCAUGCAACAAGCUAUGCAAGAAGAGGAAGCAGCCUUCAGGCAGCAGAUGUUGGCCAAGUUCGCAGAGGACGAUCGCAUUGAGCAGAUGAACGCUCAGAAGCGAAGGAUGAAACAGCUUGAGCACAACAGGGCUGUGGAGAAACUUAUUGAAGAGCGUCGCAAACAGUUUAUUGCAGAUAAAGAGCGUGAACUUGAAGAAAUGCGGUUAGAGGAGAGAAGACAAGAAAACAUCCGUGCAGUUGUUGAGGAGGAGAGACAGAAGCUCCUGAGGGAACACGCAUCUAAACUACUGGGCUAUCUUCCUCCAGGAAUCUUCAAAAACGAAGAUGACAUUAACAUGCUUGGAGAGGAAUUCAGAUUGGCUUACCUGAAUAGAAGAGGUAAUCCAUGUUCCGAAGAGAGGUGAAAUUUCCACCCCAUCGCAUCUCCUGGUUCGCCACUAGGUGUCGUCUGACUUCUAAUGACAACUUCCAUUUGCUGUUACCAGCGAGGAACUCUCUUAAUACCCAUGAAACGUCUCCAUUUUAAGACCGGAGUUGUAAACUGGUGAGAAGCUAGUUUUAUUGAAGUGUGUGUUGUACCAGCCUUUUCAUCAAUAAACUAUUCUGGAGUUCUCGGUUAUGC
Molecule: messenger RNA, 2357 nt
Organism: Apus apus (common swift)
Lineage: Eukaryota; Metazoa; Chordata; Aves; Apodiformes; Apodidae
Gene: MNS1
Product: meiosis specific nuclear structural 1
Exons: 14
Coding region: 496-2139 (547 amino acids)
Biological process (GO): cilium organization
Cellular component (GO): motile cilium
Source: RefSeq, a predicted model, not a curated record